ACAAAUUCCACGACGCUACGUGUUAAGUUGGAGGUUCACAGAGUUCACUAGUUUUCGAUGAAGAAGAUAAAGAAUAAAAGAAACGUGAAUAAAAUAUGAGGCAAAUGGUAUUUCCGCGAUGAAUUGCCUCAAUACCCGCGUUGUCAAGGUUGGGAGAUAAGAUAUUUAACCGAUAGUUUAAAAAAAACUCAUUAGUACAACUUACAACUCUUGUGAUUGUCACCAAAAUGAGGGACUUAAGCUCGCUGAGUAAAGUCGAACUGGAAGAGUUUUUCAGUUCUUUUGAUCGCGUUUUAUCAGACGUGGACGGUGUAUUGUGGUUGUUCUUGGAAAGCAUACCAGGCACACCCGACGGCAUAAAAGCCUUCAAAAAACUAGGAAAAAAAGUCGUCUUCGUUUCCAACAAUUGCACAAAAACCAUAGAAGUCUACCACGGCCAGUUAAAAAAAGCCGGUUUUGACAUAGAACCAGACGAAAUCAUCACCCCGGCCCUCGCCAUGAUUUCCUACUUGAAAAAAAUCAACUUCACCAAAGAGAUCUACGUGAUCGGGAUGUCCGCCAUCCGCAAAGAACUCCAACAAGCCGGGUUCACACUAGCCGAAACUGGCCCAGACCAAAUCAAAGAAACCCUCCAGGAUUUCGCCGCCAAUACCAUCAUCACCAACGAAAACGUCGGCUGCGUGGUGGCAGACGCAGACAUCAAUCUUAACUACCUCAAGCUACAAAGAGCGGCCACGUUCCUGAAGGACCCGGCCGUGAUUUUUAUCACCGGGGCGACGGACAGGAAGUUGCCAAUAGGUUUAAACCACAUCCUGGUCGGGCCUGGGUAUUUCCACCGAAUCUUGGAAGACAUAUCUGGGAGGAAACCAUACGCACUGGCCAAGCCCAGUUCACACCUAAACGAAUACAUUGUGGAAAGGCUGAAAAUCGAAGAUAAGGCGAGGGUGUUGUUCAUCGGAGAUUCAAUUUCAGAAGAUAUGGCUUUUGCAACUACCGCGGGGUACAAGAAGUUGCUGGUUUUGAGCGGACUGGCGAAGAAGGAGGCGGUUUUGGAUUGGAAGUUCCCGGAGGAGUUCAAGCCGGAUUUUUACGUGGAUAGUUUGAAGACGGUGCACGAUUUAGUGGAAAAGCACUUUGGGGCUUGUUAGAACUUAUUUAUUUGUUGUACGUUAUAAUUUAUAAUAAACUGGUGUAUUGAGA
This is a messenger RNA of Zophobas morio, 1200 nucleotides long. RefSeq lists its product as uncharacterized. Gene Ontology annotation, molecular function: phosphatase activity. NCBI's taxonomy places the organism in Eukaryota, Metazoa, Arthropoda, Insecta, Coleoptera, Tenebrionidae. The coding region runs from base 228 to 1148 and encodes 306 amino acids. The record is from RefSeq and is a predicted model, not a curated record. The transcript is spliced from 4 exons.